UAUAUUUACCGUUCGUAGCACAUUCUUAUAGUUACUUUAAUGCAGUGUGUUGAUCAUAAUGACAGUAGUGUUAUUAUUUAAGAGUUAUUGAGUGAUAUUGUAUUUUAUAUUAAUUAAUAAUACAAUAAAUCAUGGUAAAUUUGUUAUGAAUACCGAAAAAAUGCAAGUUUUAUUUUACAUGAUUGCAUUAUUAAUUGUAUGUAAUACCACACAUGGAAACCCUUACAAUAAAUUACAAUGUAAAGAUGAAAAUAAUUUAUCUGUAGAUUGGUAUGUGCUUUAUAAGUUGCCAAAAAUUCAAACAACUAGCAAUCCUUUAAUUAGAGAAGGUCUCGCUUAUUUGUACAUAACAAAUGUAACCAUUAAAACAGGUUGGCAAUUGUCCACUAGGCCUAUCGGUUCGAGUAAUUCUAUACCUGGAAUUACAUUAGCGCCUCUUUACAGUCGUGAAAAUGAAAAGGAUAAUUUGUGGAAUUUAUAUAAUGAUAGUCCGCCAAAUGCAUCUUAUGCAUGGAAUUAUGGUCAUACUAAAGGUGUAGUGAUGAUAAACAGUGAUCAAGGAUUUUGGUUAAUUCAUAGUGUUCCAAAUUUUCCUCCAGUUCCUAUAGAAGGUAUGCAAACUCGACCAUUAAGAAGGGAAAAUGUAACUAUCGAUGGCAAAUAUAGUUAUCCAGAAAGUGGAACUUUAUACGGACAGAGCUUUUUAUGUAUUUCCCUUGGGAAUGAUCAGUUUGAUGUUGUUGGAAAACAAUUAAUAUACAAUGAAAUAGCAGUAUAUGCAAAAAAUAUUCCCGAAACUCUUGGUAAACAAUAUCCAGUAUUGAAGAAUGCAACCAAUCAAAAACAUUUUAAAAACCCUCCAUAUACUCAUAAAGCCGUUAUAAAAUCUUUAGGAGAUCUUGAAUUCAUUUCGUUUGCUAAGAGUGGUAAAUGGGGAAAAGAUUUGUAUGGCGAUUUUGUAGCACCACAAUUACAAGCAGAUUUAUACGUUCAGUCAUGGUUGAAUAGUCGAGGAAAGUUACCUACAGUUUGUACCCGUAGAAAAAUUUAUAAUGUUAAAAGUCUUAAAUUCGAGAUAGUGAAUAUAGAUUAUAAUAGCAGUCACGAUCAUUCAAAAUGGGCAAUAACAGCCACUAAAAAAUCUAACAAUCAUUGGGUUUGUAUUGGUGAUAUUAAUAGAGCCGAUACACAAUAUUCACGAGGCGGUGGAACUGUAUGUUUCAAAAAGUUAUGGAAUGAUUACCGUAAUGUUAUAAAUGAUGUAGAGCCUUGUCAUAAUACUUCAACAUGACACAGUAUAAAUAUUCAUGAUUUUUUAAAAUAAUAAUUACUUGAUGAAAAAUUAGCAUACUAAAAGAGACAUUAAAGUUAAACGAUAAUACAUGUUUUAAUAAUAUAAAUUUAUAUUAUAAUAGCAUAUAUGAAAGAAAAGAAAUAAAAGAAAAGAAAAAGCAUUAUUUUAAUUUGAAAUGCAAGUAUAGAGAUAUAUUUAUUUAACAAUGCUUCGAUCGAUUUAUCGAUAUUAUCUGUAUAAAAAAUAUUUUUCAAUAUGUAUUGUAAAUUUUUAUAACACCAAUAUGAGAACAUGAAAUAAUAAUCCUCAUAUUAACUGCAGUUUACUUGCAAGUAUAUAAAGAAGAGAUCUCAGUGGCUCUUUAUUACUAUCUGUAGAAUAAGGACGAACGACGGAGAUCAGAAGCAGUUCUUAAAUUGGAUUUUAUGAAAGGCGGCAGUGACUCUUUCUGCACCAACUCUCGUUUCGUCUUUCUUUUUCUCAACCGUGCUUAUUGUCUAUCUAAGGAAAUUGCAGAGUAGCUCGUGCCGUUAAUGAAAGAAAAAAAAAGGUAGCCGAGGUUUAGUAAGCGGAAAGAGAGAGAAACGAUUUGCUCUUUAAUGAAAAUUCCAAGAAAUCGACUGAACUUCGGUCUAUUCUUUAUCGGCCGCUUCAAGUUUCUCCAUUUCUUUGAUAGACUUUGUUUCAAAGAUUUCUUUUUUAGUAAAGAAAAAAAAGUUUUUUAAAUAUUGAAUCGAUAAAAGUUGUUUCGAUUAUUCAUUGCAAUUACAUUUUCUUUUAUCAUAAUUAUGAGCCUUUAAUUUAUUUAGUCGUAAUUUUCUAAUAUAAUAUUAAAUUUUUUAAUAUUAAAAUGUAUACUUAGAUAAUGUUUAUUUGUAAUUAUACAUAUUUAUCACAAUAUAAUAAUAAUUAAUGAAGAUGGAAAGAUAUAUAUAUAUAUAUAUAUAUAUGUAUAGUAUAAUAAAUCAUUUCAUAUAAUAUAUAAAAAUAUUGUUGAAUAAAAUGAUAUCGUUUAUUUUCUAAUUCUAAUACGUUCUCUUUUUAUAAAAUAUACAAAUAUGUAAUAUAAAUUAUUUGUAUUUAUUUAAAUUAUUUUGUAUUUAUAUUUGUUGAAUACAUUCCAAAAACAAACAAUAUAAACACAAUUGAUACAGUUUCGUCAAUCACUAAAGAAACGAAAGGGAUAGCGAAAAGAAAAAGAGAAGAGAGAUAAACUGAUUUGGAUGAAAAGAUUGAACGGUAGAAAGGUGGAGAAGAGGGUUAAAAUUCGUGGGUGUUCAUCCAGGCGUGAAUCAACCGACAAACGGUGCAUGCUGCUAGGAGACAAAACAACGACGAAAACGAGAAGCGAGGGAGUUCGGUAAAGCAUCUGGAAGCGGAUGCUUGGAAAAACAAGCUGACUGCCGUUGAAAGGGGAUUAAAAACAGGAAUGCAGGGAUUCCUUUAAUACAGAGUUGGCAGCUGGCUGGUAACAUUCAGUCAAUUUCUUGAAGUCUAUAUAAUUAUAUAAUAUUUAUAAUUUAAGAAAAUUAAUCUUGAUAUCUUUUUAUUUUCGAUAUCGAGAUAAUUAUCUAUAAUACAAUAUAAAAAGAAAUUGAUAUAUAUAUAUAUAUAUAUGUUUGCAUUAUAUGUACAAUACAUAUGUAUAUGUGUAUACAAUAUUUAUAUAUACAUACGUAUGUUAUCACAAAAGAAAUUCUGAAUUUUAUUUAUUUUGAUUGAUAAAUUUUAUUUCAUUAAGUCUUUGAUAUAAAUGAUUAUAUAAUAAAUGAUUUAUAAGAAAUUA
Apis cerana (Asiatic honeybee) is the source of this 3080-nucleotide messenger RNA. RefSeq names its product deoxyribonuclease II (gene DNaseII). Gene Ontology annotation, biological process: apoptotic DNA fragmentation. Gene Ontology annotation, molecular function: deoxyribonuclease II activity. NCBI's taxonomy places the organism in Eukaryota, Metazoa, Arthropoda, Insecta, Hymenoptera, Apidae. The record is from RefSeq and is a predicted model, not a curated record.